Mercenaria mercenaria is the source of this 2732-nucleotide messenger RNA. RefSeq lists its product as uncharacterized. Bases 1710 to 2192 code for a protein of 160 amino acids. The transcript has 6 exons. The record is from RefSeq and is a predicted model, not a curated record. Lineage: Eukaryota; Metazoa; Mollusca; Bivalvia; Venerida; Veneridae.
UUAAUAUUUAAUAUGAUCUCUUGUAGAAUAAUUUUACUGGUGAGUAAUAGAAACAAUUUGUCAACAAAUAUUUCAUAUGAUAUUUUCGUGAAUGAUACAAAUAAAUAAAUCCUAAUUGAAAAUUACUUUAAAUAUGUUAAUAAAGAAUAAGGCUAAAAUGUCUGAAAAUUAUUAACAAUCUACCCAAUGAAUUGUUGUCGCUUCUACAGUUUUAUUUUACUUUCAGAGACACAAACACCGUCAUUCGGUCAGGAACAAAAUCAGAGAGGUUUGAUUAAUACUAUCUGCGUUUAAUGGUUACACUGCUCUUCACGUUCAUUUCAUUUUCUGUAUACUUAAAAUAUCAGACAUUUAGUGGUAUAUCAAAUAUUGGCAUUCAAAGUUGUGUAUGCUCUCCAAGGAUACCCCAUAGUUUCUUUCACAUUUUACAUUAAGUGUCUGAUUCUGUUCCUAGCUAGCUUGAGAUGAUAUUGUAUUGAGUGAAAAUUUAGGGCAUAUAUAUUUCAUAUAAAUGUUUGCAUUUUCAUAUAGAUUUCUUUUUGUUGUCGCUUCUUAGUUUCAGUUUCGUUAUCUUCGACUUACUUUGUUAUAUACCCUAUUUGUUGUCAUUUAUUAGCUGCUUUAACAUUUUGAUUGUAGUUAUAACCUUAGAAAGUAUUUUUAUUUCCUAUAAUACAAAGUUUACAACUAGUAUAUUUCUUCACUGACCUCUGAAUCUGACCUCUAGUCUAGUUUAUUUUGACCUGAUUGUCAUAUAUUCGGACUGACUUUGUCAUUCACCCGUAUACAUCCUUUAUCUUUUAUCAAGUUAACUGAUAGUAUUUGCAAAAUGUCCGGAUAGCACAGCAGGUAAAGAAGUAGGUUUUCGGAUAGCUUAAGGCAAAACAGGUUUGUAACCCGUCAUGAAGCUUGUCGUUAAACGUCUUCCCUUUUCAUAAUUUUAAUUUUAAUUGUAUUUGUUUUCGUUCUCAAGUUAUCUUAUAAUAUACGAGGAUUUUUAUUGAUACAUAUUUUUUAUAAGAAACUGAGCUAAGGUAACUUAGAAUGCUCUCUUCCCUACGUCUGUACAAAAUGCAAUGGCAGAUUUUAUUAUUCCUCUGAUAUGGCCAUUAUGCUUGUACAUCGCCGAAAUCUAACUUUAUCAAUGUAUGCUGACCGAACUCAUUUUCUGUAAAAGUAAAGUUUUGCGAGAGGGUUAUAUGCAAAGAAAAACAACAAAAAAACCAUCAAUAAAUACAUAAAUACAUAAUACAUGUACUAACGUAACAUCACAACCCUAUAGUCAGGAAAAGUCUAUAUCUUAAAGUGCAGUCACGACACAAUACUCAGUGACGACCUAUAUCUACAGCUGAUAUUUUGGUUUGUUUGUUUGAUGUUGUCCAAAAUUACUUCAGUUAUAUAAUGGUGGGCAGUUAACAGAUAGAACUCUGCCAAAAGUGUGAUAAAUAGCAUGACAUAUCAAACAGUCUGUCAUAUUUCAUUUAGAAACACCAUGGAAUGAAAACCAGCAAAUACAGAAAGAAAUCAAAUCGUCACCAAACUGCAGAGCAGUUGGAGAUGACGAUGAAGAGUUCGCUUGUCAAGGUGGUAAAGGGGCGGUUGCUGUAACACCAUUGAAUGAAAACGAGCAAGUAAAGGAAGAAAUUAUAUCAUCAUCAAAAUACCAAGCAGCUGAAGAUGACGAUGAAGAGUUCGAUUACCAAGAAGGUAUGCGUGCUCCAACACCAUUGAAUGAAAACCUACAAAUAGAGAAAGAAACUAAAUCAUCACCAAAAUACCAAGCAGUUGGUGAUGACGAUGAAGAGUUCGAAAACCAUGGAGGAGUGUUUGCUGUAACAUCAUUGAAUGAAAACGAGAAAAUAAAGGAAGACAUUAUAUCAUCAUCAAGAUACCAAGCAGUUGAAGAUGACAAUGAAGAGUUCGGAUACAUAGGAGGUAUGAUUGCUCCAACACCAUUGAAUGAAAACCUACAAAUAAAGAAAGAAACUAAAUCAUUACCAAAAUACCAAGCAGAUGGAGAUGACGAUGAAGAGUUCGCAAACCAAGGAGGAGUGUUUGCUGUAACACCCUUGAAUGAAAACGAGCGAACAAAGGAAGAAAUUAUAUCAUCAAAAUACCAAGCAGUUGAAGAUGACGAUGGUGACGAGUUCGAUUGCCAAGGAGGUAAAGGAAUUGUACAGCUUUUCUUUUAGUUACAUAUUUGUAAAUAUCAUCAAGUAUCUUUACUUAGUGAUUUUUGAAAACAAGCAUUGUAAAGGUUGUAGCGUGAAAUAUAGUGUUCCACAUAGCCACCUGUUUCAACAAUUUUCAAUUAUUGGUGAGAUACGAAAACUAUAACUCUAUUAUUUUUGACAAUUUUAAACAUCGGAAUGAUAAAAUAGUAUUUUUGGUCAUACAUUACAAUUUCAUCGAAACAAGCCAUCAUUAAGUAUAUCAGAGUAUCGCAUAUAAAGGUGAUGUAUGAAUAACAUCGGUUUAACAAACAGUGACUAAAAUGCCUUAAUUUAUGAUGUCAUUAAAUCGUCCAUUCGCGAUUACUGAAGGAUUGUAUAAAAUGUACGGAAAUAUACCUCCUUUAAAACAAAUUGAACGUUUGCAAGCAUAAUCUUAACGAUAGUUAAAAUACUCCUGUGAAGAAAAAGCCAUCAUUAAAAGUAUACUCUAAACGUAGAUGGCGAACAAGCCAUUAUUAAAAGUAUACCUCCUUCGAAACAAAUUGAACGUUUGCAAGC